This is a messenger RNA of Myotis lucifugus (little brown bat), 1827 nucleotides long. Its product is annotated as cell wall protein DAN4-like. Gene Ontology annotation, cellular component: Golgi apparatus; plasma membrane. The coding region runs from base 282 to 1016 and encodes 244 amino acids. The transcript is spliced from 3 exons. Lineage: Eukaryota; Metazoa; Chordata; Mammalia; Chiroptera; Vespertilionidae. The record is from RefSeq and is a predicted model, not a curated record. Gene Ontology annotation, biological process: activation of protein kinase B activity.
CUCAGAGUCAUUCUCACAGUUGAGAUAACAUUCUACAUGUCAUUUCUAAAGGGAGCAAUUUUUUCUGUUUAUUUUUCUCCAACUAGUAUCAAUUUGUACUUUGGGAUUGAAAUUGGGAUUUUUUUUUUUUUUUUUUAGGAAAUAGAUGCCUAUUAGUUUACGUAAUCCAGACUGAAUAAAUACACAGUUAUUUAACAUAAAUCCAGUGUUUCCUAACUUCUAACCCAGAGAGUGAGCACAGACAUUGUUAGCAUCGCAUCUGGGAUCCCAGCACCCUCAGGAUGGAUGGAAAACAGGGGCAGCACGCUGGGGAUACUGAACAAAAUGCAGCUGAGCUGUUACCCAGAAAUCCAUACUGUUCAAAUUGCAGAACACACUGUUGUUGUAGAUCAUCUCCUGUGACCUUCCAGCCGCAAUGGGUUACAGCAAAACCAUGGUCACUCUGGAAAACAUUUCUGGUGUGUCUGCUGGCCUGUCUAAUUGCUACAACCCUCGUUGUUCUGGUCUUAUAUUUUGUUCACUUUGGCAAGCACACCAUGGGUACAACCAUCGUCAUUCACACAGACGGAAAGUCCAGUCAUGUGAUCUGCAACCCUGGUUCUACCGCAACUCCUGCCCCCACGCCUGGUUCUACCUCAUCUCUUGCCCCCACCACUAGUGCUACUACUUCUCCUGCCCCCACCACUAGUACUACUGCUCCUCCUGCCCCCACCACUAGUACUACUGCCCCUCCUGCCCCCACCACUAGUGCUACUACUUCUCCUGCCCCCACCACUAGUGCUACUACUUCUCCUGUCCCCACCACUAGUGCUACUGCUUCUCCUGCCCCCACCCCUGGUUCUACCCCAUCUCCUACCACAUCUCCUGCCACAUCGACCCUGACUGAAUCUCAGAGCACCGCACCACCUGCCACUGUGCCCAAUCAAAGCUCUCCUACCACGGUGCCUCCAUCUGCCAUGCAGCCAGCUGAAACCACCACCCCGGAACACGAAGUUGACAUUGAAGAUGACGAAUGACAUUUUUGAGCCCUCAGCCCUCCUCAAGCCAGGCCAACACUCUUACUCUGAAGGAGGCAUGUCUAAGCUGUUCUGUCUUCUCUGCCAAGAGAUUCCACAGCUUUUGUCUUCAUGAAAUCUUGCCCCUCUUGCUCAAUCAUUUGCUGGAAUUCCCAUAUGGUGAUGACUCAGUCUUGGGACCGCCAAUGUUCAAAUGAUUGGAAAAGAAAAAUUUCACUGAGCCUGGUUGACUCAUCCAGCCAGAGUUUUCUCUUCACCCCUUCUGUACAACCCACCUCGUUUAUCACCCAUGAAGAUUCCAGCUGCUGAAGAGGCCGCCAGGUGGACCUGCUCUACUUCACUCCCUACAUGCUGGGUCUUAAGCCAGUAUUCGCCAUCUGUUAUUGAUUAUUUCCCAGUCUAUUGUCAGCAUUUGUAUCCCAGUAGGGAAAGAAAGAAAUGUCCAAUCAAAGUGGCUAAUGAGCAUGGCAUGGAUUAUUAAGUACCUACUGAUCAUUACAGAAGUGUUCCUCCUAUGGGGAAUGCAGAAAAAAGGGGGUAGGUCAGUAAGGAUAGGAAUAAUCAAGGAAGACUUCAGAGAAAGGCUGAAAGUUGAAAAGGGGUGAACAUUUGGACUUAAGUAGAGAUAAUUUAAACAGAAAAUGAGAGGGCUAAGGGGGUUUAAAAGAUUUAAAAUCAAAAGCACACUUAGAAUGUAACAGGUGAUGUAUUUUCUAUAUUGGCAUCUUUUCACUAAUAUUGUCAAUAUUAUUUUUCAUAUUUAAUAUUCUGCCUAAUCUCUAAACCACUAUAAACUACUACUUAGAAAAUU